Molecule: messenger RNA, 1902 nt
Organism: Ooceraea biroi (clonal raider ant)
Lineage: Eukaryota; Metazoa; Arthropoda; Insecta; Hymenoptera; Formicidae
Biological process (GO): sensory perception of smell; detection of chemical stimulus involved in sensory perception of smell
Cellular component (GO): plasma membrane
Molecular function (GO): olfactory receptor activity; odorant binding
Source: RefSeq, a predicted model, not a curated record
AAUAAUUAUAAUAUGUAAUAAUAUAAUUUAAUUGUAUGUAUAUAAAUACGUUUUAAAAUACAUACUUUAUUGAACAAUGUGUACCUUACUACGAGAUGCCAUAUCAAAAUUGAACGAGUGUAUAUACUAGGAUAAGACUGAAAUAAAACUGAAAUUAUAUUGCUGAAGAAAAAUAGGAAACUUUCUCUCUCUUAUAUAUAAAGAAAAAACAGAGGGGAAAAAGAUCGUUUAUAGGAAUAUUUUCCAGAGAAAAAUUCACAUUUGUCAAAUUGCCAUAAUGGGCCAUAAUUUAUUCAUGGCGUAUUUUCAAGAAUAGUUUUUUUAUAAUAGUAGUACGUAUCUUACCGCUGCAUUUCGUAUCAAAUUAUGAGAUGUUUGAAUUAAAGAAUUUAUGUUAUAAAGAAGAAGUGCGAUCGAUGAGUUUCUAGGUAUGACAAGAGGGGGAUGACUAAACUGACGAUAGUUUCUCUGCAGUCAGAUGUAUCUAAUGCUCGCAGAGAUGAUAUUUUCUGUGAUUCAAUAUUUCAAUCUUAAUCGGAUUCUUCUGCUCAUGAUUGGAUUGUGGCCUCAAAAACAAACUAAACUCGUACGAUUACAAAUAAUUUUAUGCUAUUUUAUCCUGACAAGUUUUAUUGUAGUUCAGAUGUGAUAUUGCAAGUAAUUUUUUUUUAUUUCGCCUCAACAAAAUUGUCUCUCAUAGUUUAUGACAUUUGCGACUUCAAAGAUCAGUCUGCAGUUGAUCAUCGAUGUUUUUCCUGCCGCUUUCUUUUUCCUUUCCUACAUGAUAAAAUACAGCUCAUUUUAUUUUAACCGCGAUGUAGUAAAGUAUUUACUAGAUAUAGUUCAACACACAUAUAACGAGUUAAAAGAUGAGAGUGAAAUUGCCAUUAUAAAAAAGCAUUGGAAUAUUGCAAGACGUUAUACUAAAGUACUAACAAUAUUCAGCAUAUUCGGUGUAUUUGGACUUAUCUCCGUUCCAAUCUUGCCGCACAUUAUUGAUGUUUCAUGGCCUGCAAACAAAUCUCGACGAUGUUCAUCGUCACAAAUCUUGACAGAGUAUUUUAUCGAUCAAGAAAAAUAUUUCUAUUUGAUUUUAGUGCACAUGUAUGCAGCCCUUUAUGUAGGAGCGGCUGCAAUGGUAUCAACAGGAGCAAUGUCUGUAGUAUACUUUCAACAUGUUUGCGGAAUGUUCAAGGUUGCCAGUUAUCGUAUAAAACAGUCUAUGACGAAUAAUGUUUUGCAAUCAGAUUGUUUGCAAAAAGAGAAUUUGAUUUGUAAGGGAAUUAUUUGUGCCGUGGACAUGCAUCGUAAGGCUCUAAAAAUCCUAGAACUUUUUCUAUCUAAAUUUAACAUAUUCUACUUCUUUCUCAUACCUUCCGCACAGAUUUCCUUAAGCUUCAGCCUUUUUCAGGUUUUUAAUGGAGUUCUUUCUGGAUAUAAUAUUGUAAGAUUGAUAUCACCUUGCAUAUAUGCAACUGUUCAUUAUGCAAAUGUAUGCGUCGCAAACAGCUUCGCACAAAAAAUUACAGAUUACAACAGUCACAUAUUUGUUACUGUGUAUAACGUUAAAUGGUAUGUAGCUCCCUUACGUACACAGAAGUUAAUAUUAUUUUUGCUGCAAAAGGGCACGAAAGUUUUCAAUUUGGUUGUCGGUGGAUUGUUUACGGCAUCUUUGGAAGGUCUUGCUGUGCUAACGAACGCGACGUUAUCUUACUUCAUCGUUAUAUACUCUGCUGGGUAAUAAUGCAUAAUUUAUUUUAUGCAAAAAUACGGAAAAGGAUUAAGAGAAGAGAACUGCAAUAUAUUAUGUAUUUUCAUGUGGAUAAAAUGUGACUUUAAUACAACUGUGACAACCAAUGUGACUUUAACUCAAAUUAAACUGCAAAUGUUAAUGACCAAUAA